Molecule: messenger RNA, 3102 nt
Organism: Lodderomyces pseudojiufengensis
Lineage: Eukaryota; Fungi; Ascomycota; Pichiomycetes; Serinales; Debaryomycetaceae
Gene: GEF2
Product: Gef2p
Exons: 1
Coding region: 1-3102 (1033 amino acids)
Biological process (GO): transmembrane transport; chloride transport
Cellular component (GO): early endosome; membrane; Golgi apparatus
Molecular function (GO): voltage-gated chloride channel activity
Source: RefSeq, a predicted model, not a curated record
AUGAAUCACGUACCAUCAAAUAAUAUAGAUCAAUAUUUGAAGGACAACACUUUUGAAAAUCAACAUAAUCAAAAUAAUGACGUAAUUAAUAGCACCAACAACACUUCAUCAUCAACUUCAAAUAGACUAAACAAAUUACGGAACAAUUUACAACAACAUCAUUCACAAUAUCAAUCACAAGAUCUGAGUAUAUUUUUACAACCACAUCAAUCAUCAUCAUCAACAAAAACAUUAUUAAACCUUCAAAAAACGCGUUCAUUUGAAGGAAAUUCCUCAGAUUUUUCAACUAUUCAUUCAUCUUCCAAAACUCAACCAUAUGAUCCCCACCAUGCAAACCUGACUGAUCAUAGAUUUUCCAAAACUAUGCCAUCAACACCAAUGGUUGAAUUUGAUAUAAUUGCUAAAAAGAAAUCAUUAAAUAAAUUAAAUAUUAGAUCUCAAGUUUUUAAAAAUGGUAUAUUAAGUCCAAAUAUACCAUCUUCAAUAAAAAAUCAUUUUAAAAAAGAAAAUAAUAAUCAAAAUUUUAUAAAUGAUGAAAGUGAUGAUGAAUUAACUUCCUUACAUCCAUUAAAAACAAAUGAUUCAUAUGGAUCAAUAAGUUUUAUAAGUAAAUUAAAUAAUUCUUUUCAAAAUAUUAGAAAUUUUUAUAAUGAUUUUACAACUAUUGAUUGGGUAAAAGCUUAUUUAAAUGCAAAUAAAUUUAAUUAUUCUUUAAAAAAGAAUAAAUGGGUUAAUAAUGACAAUAAUGAUAAUGAUAAUGAUAAUGAAUCUUUUGAUUUUCAUGAAAUAAUGAAUAAUAACAAGAUACCAUUUUUACAAAAACAAUAUUAUAUAUUAGGUAAAUGGAUAUUAAUAAUUUUAAUUGGUUUAAUUUUUUCAAUUAUUGCUUUUGUUAUUGAUAAAUUUGAAAUAUUAUUAGUUGGUUUUAAACAUGGUUAUUGUAAAACAAAUUGGUUUGCAAGUCAAAUAUCUUGUUGUUCUGAUAUUAUAAAUGAACAUAAAACUUUUAUUCAUUCUCCAUUUAAAGAAUUUGAAAGAUGUGAUAAUUGGAUAAAUUGGUCAAGAUUUUUUAAUAGAUAUUGGUGGUUUAAUGAUAAAAUUAGAAUAGAUUAUAUUAUUUAUGUUGUUUUAUCAAUAUCAUUAGCUUGUAUUGCUUGUUUGAUUACAUUAACUACCAAAAUAGCUGGAGGUUUAGAAGAUGAAACAGUUACAAAUACUAAUGAAUUCCAUGACGAAGAGAAUGAACAACAACAACAACAACAACAUCCAAUUAAGACAAGAAUAAUUUACACUGCGACUGGAUCAGGUGUACCAGAAGUUAAAACAAUUUUAUCUGGAUUUGUUAUUCGUCGAUUUCUUGGAGCUUAUACACUUUUUGCAAAAACUAUAGCAUUGAUUUUAGCUAUUGCAUCAGGUAUGUCAAUAGGUAAAGAAGGUCCAUAUGUUCAUUUAGCUACUUGUGUUGGUAAUAUUCUUUCGAGAUAUUUCUCAUUCAUUUAUAAAAAUGAUUUAUUUGAAAAAGAAUUACUUUCUGCAAGUGCAUCCGCUGGUGUAGCAUUAGCUUUUGGAUCACCAUUAGGUGGAGUUUUAUUUAUAUUAGAAGAAAUUAAUAAUUAUUUACCAAAUCAUCAAUUAUUUCAAAUAUUUUUUUGUGCUAUUAUAUCAACUUUAUUUUUAAAAUUUUUAAAUCCUUAUGGUACUGGAAAAACUGUUUUAUUUGAAUUAGAAUAUUAUUCAGAUUGGAGACCUAUUGAAUUAUUAUUCUUUGUUAUAAUUGGAAUAUCUGGUGGUAUAUUUGGAGCAUCAUUUGUUAAAUUUAUAAAAUGGUGGCCUAAAAAUUUUAGAUCCUUGAGGUUUAUAAAAGAUAAACCAUUAUUUGAAGUAUUUUUAAUAGCUACAAUAACUGGAUUAAUUACAUUUUGGAAUCCAUAUACUAAGCAAGCUUCUGCAGAAUUAGUUUUAGAUUUAGCUACAUCAUGUUCAGGUAGAGAAUUAGAUCGAUCAUUAUGUCCAACAACAAUUGAACAAUUUAUUAAAGAAUUAGGUUCAUUAUCUUUAGCAUUUAUUAUUAAAAUAAUUUUAACAUUUAUUACAUUUGGAUUAAAAAUUCCUUCUGGUAUUUAUGUUCCAUCAAUGGUUGCUGGUGCAUUAUAUGGAAGAAUAUUUGCAAUGAUUAUUCAAUGGAUAAAUUAUUUUUUAAAAAAACAAACUAAUUCAAUUGAACCAUUUGAUAUAAUUUGUUUACCAAAUUCAAAAGAUUGUGUUGAUAUGGGAAUAUAUGCAAUGAUUUCUGCUGGUGCUUUUAUGGCUGGAGUAACAAGAAUGAAUAUAACUAUAGUUACAAUAUUAUUUGAAUUAACUUCAUCUUAUACUUAUGUAUUACCAAUAUCAAUUGCAAUAGCAGUUGCAAAUUGGUCAGGUGGUUUAUUAGAAAAAAAUUCAUUAUAUGAAUCAUUAUUAAUAAGUAAUGAUUAUCCAUUUAUGUCACCUGCAACAGAUCCAAUAGAUCCAAAUAUAAAAAGUAUUGAUAUUAUAAAUAAUGAUUUAUUACCAACAAUAUCAAAAACAAAUAUAAUAGAUAAUAAGAAAUUGUUUAUUGAUUUAUCUGAUUCAAAUUAUGUUUCAAUUACAAUUUUACAAAAUAAAUUAAUAAUGUUAGCAAAUCAAUGUUUAUUAGAUGGUUGUAUUCCAUUAAUUAAAAAUCAAAUUUGUAUAGGAUUAAUAUAUUUUUCAGAAUUAGAAAUAUGUUUAGAUAAAAUUAAUUCAUUUAUUGAAGAAUAUGAUAUAAAUUAUGAAAUUUAUUGUAAAUUGCACCCAGAAAAUAACAGAUCCAAAAAGAAUGUAAAUGAAGAUUAUUUUUCAUAUGGUAUGAACCAGCAAGAAAAUGAAUUUGAUAUUGUAUUAAAUGAAUUAACUGAUUUAACUUCAAUAGUUGAUACAAAACCAAUUUUUAUAAAUUAUGAUAGUGAAUUAGCUUUAGCAAAUUUAAUAUUUGAUGGAAUUGGAAAUAGAGUUAUAGUAUUAUUAAAAAAUGGGAAAUAUUAUGGAGUUUUACAUAAAAAGGUAUUAAUUGAUUAUUUAAGACGAGGAGAAAAUGAUUAA